GUAAACCAGGAUUUAAACUACGGCUAUUCACCCUUAGAAAUUGUGUGCAGUAAGUGUAAUCUCUUUCACCGAAGCAUCGUAUAUUUAGAAAUGGCUCACCGUAUGACCAGAAAUCGUCUGGGUUCCUCAGAGAACCAAACUGCUCUGCAAGGCAAGGUGGUUCUGGGAACCAAGCCUACACUGAGAGCACGAGCUGCGCUUGGCGAAAUCGGAAAUGUUGGUGUCCCCAGACAGACUCUGAAAAAGGAUGUCAAGGCAGAACCCACAAAGGUGGUUGAGAGGAAGGCCAGUACACGGGUGGCAAAGGUCCCUGAAGUCCAACAACCCCAAAAAGUUGCUAUUGCCCCUGUUAAACUGGAGGUUCAGGUUUUACCUGAGCCAAUGUCUCCCACAGCAAUGGAGACCUCUGGCUGUGCUCCCAUUGAACUGUGCCAGGCCUUCUCUGAUGUUCUACUUAAUAUUAAAGAUGUGGAUGCUGAUGACUAUGACAACCCCAUGCUCUGCAGUGAAUAUGUGAAAGACAUCUACAAAUACCUUCAAAAACUUGAGGUUGAUCAGGCUGUUAAAACCAAUUAUCUGGAAGGACAGGAAAUUACAGGCAACAUGCGUGCCAUUCUCAUCGAUUGGCUCGUCCAGGUCCAAAUCAAGUUCCGCCUGCUGCAGGAGACCAUGUAUAUGACUGUGGGAAUCAUUGACCGCUUCCUUCAGGAUAACCCAGUGCCCAAAAAGCAACUUCAGUUGGUUGGUGUGACUGCCAUGUUCAUCGCCUCCAAAUACGAGGAGAUGUACCCUCCAGAGAUCGCAGACUUUGCAUUUGUGACUGACCGGGCCUACACCACUGCCCAGAUCAGGGACAUGGAAAUGACGAUACUGAGAGUGCUGAAGUUCAGCUUUGGCCGCCCUCUCCCCCUCCAGUUCCUCAGAAGGGCCUCAAAGAUUGGCGAGGUGACUGCUGAGCACCACACCCUGGCGAAGUACUUGGUGGAGCUCACCAUGGUGGACUAUGAGAUGGUGCACUUCCCUCCCUCCCAGGUGGCCAGUGCAGCCUUCGCCCUCACCCUGAAGGUCUUCAACUGCGGUGACUGGAGUUCCACACUGCAGCAUUACAUGAACUACACCGAAGACUGCCUAGUCCCGGUCAUGCAGCACAUAGCAAAAAAUGUUGUGAAGGUGAACGAGGGACAAACUAAGCAUAUGGCAGUUAAGAAUAAAUACUCUAGUCAGAAGCAUAUGAAAAUCGCCACCAUUUCACAGCUGAAGUCUUCGCUGAUCAAGGACCUUGCAAAGCAGCUCACCCUAUGAGAUGCCUGACAGCACUGCUGAUUGUACUGUACAGAAUGUAUGUAACUUAUGUGGUUUUAACAAUUAUGGGAGAAACAUUGGUGUUGGGUAGUGUACAGUCGGGUAGACAAAGCUUAUAUUCAAGUAAUGCUGUAUAUUCAAGUAAUGCCAAUAAACAUUUUACCAUUUUAAUUCC
Molecule: messenger RNA, 1477 nt
Organism: Salvelinus sp. IW2-2015
Lineage: Eukaryota; Metazoa; Chordata; Actinopteri; Salmoniformes; Salmonidae
Product: G2/mitotic-specific cyclin-B1
Biological process (GO): mitotic cell cycle phase transition; regulation of cyclin-dependent protein serine/threonine kinase activity; mitotic metaphase chromosome alignment
Cellular component (GO): cyclin B1-CDK1 complex; cytoplasm; nucleus
Molecular function (GO): cyclin-dependent protein serine/threonine kinase regulator activity
Source: RefSeq, a predicted model, not a curated record